Molecule: messenger RNA, 2738 nt
Organism: Ornithorhynchus anatinus (platypus)
Lineage: Eukaryota; Metazoa; Chordata; Mammalia; Monotremata; Ornithorhynchidae
Gene: C16H1orf216
Product: chromosome 16 C1orf216 homolog
Exons: 2
Coding region: 171-899 (242 amino acids)
Source: RefSeq, a predicted model, not a curated record
UUGCAGCUGCAGCUGCAGGCAGCGGCUGCGGCGGCGGCUGCAGGGAGGGCGGUGACGUCUCCGGCCGCGAUGCAGUAACGGGACUGACUGCUUCCGGAGAGCCGGGAGGAGGCGGCGGAGGCAGCGGCCUGGAGAGACACGUUCCUUCCCUUCCCUAGCUCGGGACGGACAUGUUCGCGUUGCGUCCCCCAGACGGGCCCCCCUUCCUGGGGGGGAAGCCCCCAGGAAACCCAGCCCGGCCCCUGCAACCGGACAACAACUCCAACUUCGUGGCCAGGGCCUACGACGCCAACGAGAACUGGAGCCCGGGAGAGGACGGCGCCCCGAGCCGGGAGGCGUCUCCCCCUUCCCACAACCGGGCAUUCCUGGGGAAGGGGUCGCCCCCCGGCCCCGCACUCGCCUUGCUCUCUCCACCUCCUGAGGGGGCGGUUCGGAGCCCCCCCGAGGGGGCCGAGGGGGGCAGGGCCGAGCCGGAGAAAGCCGGGGCCGGGCCUGGAUCAGCAGCCUCCCCCCUGGAAGACAUCGGUUACUCCAGCAGCUCCCUGAGCAUCGACAGCAGCCCGAGUCCAGACGGCGAGGUCCCAGGGGUCCUCGCCGGCCCGGGCCCGGAGUCCCCAGAGCCCGACCCCCUCCUCCCGACCCUGGCGGCGGCCGUCCAGCACCUGCAGGCCCGGGAGAGGUUCAAGGAGUGGGAGAAAGAGAAGCAUCACGUUCACCUGGUCAUGUACCGCCGGCUGGCCCUGCUUCAGUGGCUCCGCGGCCUGCAGCAGCGCCUGGUGGACCAGCAAGCCCGCCUGCAGGAGAGCUACGACACCAUCCUGGACAACCGCAAGGAGCUCAUCCGCCGCCUGCGGCAGGGGGCCGGCCCGCCGCAGCGCUCCGCUCAGGACAGCGGCUGAACUCCCCUCCCCGCCCCCACCCCCAUCCUCCGCUCCCCCAUCCCCUGGCUCUUGCUGCACGCAAGUCUCCCGCCGUCCCUUCCCUGAAUCCUCCCCCACCCUACCGUCUGACCGCCUACCAAAUCUUGGUUAUCCAGGGCCCGCUCAGCCCGUUGGAGCGGCAGCUGCCGCCUUUUGGUGUCUCCCCCACUUCGGGCCUUUCCCCUGCUCCCUGAUGCCUCCGAAAGGGUACAGGUGGAGAGGAAGGCCAGCCCCCUCCGUGGAGUUCCGAUUAAAGACUUCGUGGGGGAGGAGACGGAGAUUUGGGGAUUAUCGGUGGCUUCCCCGGGCACCUUUUCAUCCUCUCACCAUCAAUAAUCGAGAGGAGGGGGAACGGGGACUGCACGUGUUGCGGUUUCAGAGCCGGGGCUGGGCCGAGAGUGCGGGUAAGAGGGAGCCCCAGCCCUCAGCAGAGGCUGGGUUUCAAUUGUCCUGGGGAUUUGAAUUUACCCUUCAGGUGUCCCACCGAAACAGAUCCCUCUCCAAGUCGAGUUGCGUUAGAUGGGCUCAGAUUUCACCGCGCUUCCCCUCUGCCAGGUGAGCUACUCUGGGUCUACCAGCUCCCGCGAUGCGGGGAGGAGGGGACUGGCGGCGGAAAUUCAGAACGUGAUUUGGGAACAACGGCUUUGGCUAACCGGUUCAUCACCGUUUAGAACCUCGUUGAGGUGAAUCAGCAUGAUCCAUGCCCACCCUCCCUUUACCCACACCUCCUUCGUGUCCCUUUCCUCAUUUACUCCCUGAACGAGAUGCUACCAACAGUAAUUCCUGGCUCGCUGUUUCUGAGCAACCUAAACCCGAAUGGUGGGUCAGAUGCCCUAGUCGUCCGGUUUUAUAUCCAACACGGUCUAGUUUUCGGCUGGAUCAUCCCCAGCCCACAGAGGACCCAGCGCCGGACCCCUUUAAGGCAGGUAUUUUAAUUUUCUUUAAUAUCUUUCCUCCUUCAGAGGAUGCUGGGAAGGGAAAAGCCCUGGAAUUCUCUCCUCCCGGAGAAACACUCUAGGUUUAGGUGGACUCAGACUUUUGUAAACUGUUGGGUAUACUAUUAUGUUAUUCUGUGUGUCUGGUAUGACACGCAUGAUGUCAUGUGUGCCUCGAAGUCUGGGUUUUAAAGCUGCCAGCAGCCACCUUAAUGGCAGGUCUAUGGACUUUGGAUUCUAGUAAAACAAAAAAAACUAUAUCACUCUCAGAGUAGAAUUUUGAUCUGGAUAAUUGUUUGAUUGAAGCCUCUUCUCCACAGGGCUCAUGUGGACCCAGCCAUGAAGCUUCCCCUCAGACACAGAAUCCCUGGAUAAUCUAGCCUAAAGGUUAUAGAAAUGAAGGUCGUACCAGUUCAUUGGCUUUGCUUCUCCCUGCCUGAUUUCCUUUAGGCCCGUAGCCUGCUUUUCCUAGGCCCUGGACGAGUGCUAAUCUGCAGGGCUAGUUUAAGGAUUUAUUUUUAGACCUAAUGAAAACAGUGGCAAAAGAGACAUAGUCAUUGAAUAUUUUGCCAUCACCCCCAUGGAGCUAUUGAUCAUAAACUUCUAGAAUCAGGAGGAAUUUUGAGAUUAUCUGGGCCAGGGCCACUACUUCUGCCAUUCAGGGCAGAGGGGAAAUAUCUAUCAACCCCUGAAGUCAUCCUUCUCCAUAGCCCUGCUGUUGGUACAGUGCAAAGAGCCCGGAUCCUGGGUUCUAGCCUCGGAUUGUUGCCGAAUUGUACUUCCCAAGCGCUUAGUCCGGUGCUCUGCACAGAGUACGCACUCACUAAAUUAGAUUGAAUGAAUAAACGAUUUGCCUACCGCUGGCUUACAUAGGCAAAGAUCA